CACAUACAAAAAUGUGUUCCCGUAGGUAAUUUUUUCUCUAGUCUAUGGCUGCGCGCAUCUGUUUUCUGUCAACCAAUGAAAAUGAAGCAUUUGUUAAAAGUUGCAAAGUAGGUCAAUCCGAUUUCUCGCCAUUGUCCCCCCUUAUAUAAAGGAACGCUUUCUGUUGGCGAGUGUAACUAUUCAGUAUCUGAAUAUCAAUCAUGCCAGCUAAAGGUGUUGCAAGCAAAGGAUCCAAGAAGGCCGCCACUAAGGCAAAGGCCGCAAGGUCUACUGACAAGAAACGCAGGAGGAGAAGGAGGGAAUCCUACUCUAUCUACAUCUACAAGGUAUUGAGACAAGUUCACCCCGAUACCGGUGUCUCAAGCAAAGCCAUGUCCAUCAUGAACAGCUUUGUCAACGACAUAUUCGAGAGAAUCGCCGCCGAGGCUUCAAGACUCGCC
This is a messenger RNA of Ruditapes philippinarum (Manila clam), 440 nucleotides long. Its product is annotated as histone H2B. Gene Ontology annotation, cellular component: nucleosome. The record is from RefSeq and is a predicted model, not a curated record. Lineage: Eukaryota; Metazoa; Mollusca; Bivalvia; Venerida; Veneridae. Gene Ontology annotation, molecular function: protein heterodimerization activity; structural constituent of chromatin; DNA binding.